GACUGUCAGUAGCUCUAGAGACAGGAGACAGAGAACAUAUGGUGCUAACAUCAAGUGAUAUUGUGUGUGUAACACUAACGAUCCCUGAGAGCAUGUGACUCUCCUUGCUGCCAUUCUAUGCCUGUUCAUUAAAAGUUGUGCGGCUUUGUAGAAGGAAAGAUUGUAAAUACCAGGGGAGCAUGAAGCUGGCAUUAUUUGAGUAUAUCAGUGCACAGGAACGUCCCUAUACCCUAUAACAAUGCUACGGUAUUCCUCUUCUCUUUGGCAUAAGUGUGGCCCCAUUUUUGGACAAGAACCCAUUUUCUGUUAAUGCUCCAUUAGGUGGUGGAACUGCAAACCCUCUUCUGCCAUCCCCUGCCAGUCUUCAGCUUGCACAACUACAAGCUCAACUAACUCUACAACGGAUUAAGUUGGCACAAUCUGCAGUAACAAAUAACACAGCUGCUGCUACAGUCCUCAAUCAGGUGCUCUCCAAAGUGGCCAUGUCUCAGCCACUUUUUAAUCCGCUGAGACAUGCAACCAUGGUUGGUCCACAUGGACAUGCUGGAGUACCAUCUCUUGGACCCACUGUGAAUAAUACCAGGUUUCCUUCAAGUGGAAUACCAUUUUCUCCUCAUAGUUCAGUGGCACAGAAUCCAAACCAAAACUCUUUGCCACCAUUUGGGAAAGGUAUGAGCACUAACAAGACUGGAUCAUUUUAUGCAGGAUCCCAGAUAGAUACAGAGCAGACUGGACAUCACCUCUUCACUGGAGGUGUGCAUAAUUCAGGGACAAUUCCUGAUGUUCACUAUGGUCAUAAACAUGAUCACCCACACAGUUUUAAAAAGGAUUACUAUGAUUCACAUGGGCAACAUCAUGUCAUGAACCAAAAGGGAGACUUUCCAAACACAGCCCCAAAGAGUCAUUGGGAAUCGCCUCAAAUAUGGCAGUCAUCUGGUCAGCAUUAUGAGACUAGAAAUGAGUUGUAUAAUCCAGAGGAACCAACUACUGACAACAGAUUCAGCCCUUCAACCUCUACACCAUUUAACCAACAUAAUAAUGGUAAAGCGGGAAACUGUACUUCCAAUCUGAAGAGUCUGAAGCCACACGAACUGAAUGAUUUUCAUGGCAUACCACCUUUGCACCUCCCUCAUACUUGCACUAUAUGCGACAAAAAAGUAUUUAAUUUGAAGGACUGGGACUUGCAUGUAAAGGGAAGAAUGCAUAUUCAGAAUUUGAUGGGCUACUCUGAAAGCAGCAGUCUACUUUGUAUCCCAAACUGUAGUGACGGAAUGUUAACAACAUCUGUGAAUUCUGAGUUUAACCCCAUGAUCAAUGAAGGUUUUAAAGCAGACACUGACUCUUCAUAUAUUCCCUCAGUUUCUGCUGUAUCCUAUCUUCAGACUGGACUUGCCUUCUCAUCUCCUCCAGCAAUACAAAAGAUCUCUCAGAAAAAAUCUGCGAUUGGUCGAGUGGUUCAUAUCUGUAAUCUUCCUGAAGGAAGCUGCAAUGAGAAUGAUGUUGUAAACCUCGGGCUUCCUUUUGGAAAAGUCACAAACUAUAUCCUUAUGAAAUCCACUAACCAGGCAUUUUUGGAAAUGGCGUAUACAGAGGCAGCUGAGGCCAUGGUGAAAUUCUACCAGGAAAAGCCAGCAAUGAUAAAUGAUGAAAAGUUACUUAUACGAAUGUCAAAACGUUACAAAGAGCUGCAACUGAAAAAACCUGGUAAGAACGUUGAUGCAAUUAUCUACGACAUACAUUCACAGAGAGAAAGAGAUCUCUUCCGUGACACAGACAGGUAUCGAAAUGAAAGGACAAGGUCUCGCAGUCCAAUCAGCCGCUCUUUGUCUCCAAGAUCACAUACUCCUAGUUUUACUUCCUGCAGUUCUACUCAAAGCCCUUUGGGUGCAUCAAGAGCAGAAUGGGGAAAUGGAAGGGAUUCUUGGGACCAGUCAGCUUAUGGUAGGUGGGAAGAUGAAAGGGAGCAGGCUCUUUGGAGAGACAAUGGAGAAGAGAAGAAAGAUAGGACAGAUCACUGGGUGCAUGAUCGGAAACAUUAUUCCCGAACAUUUGAAAAGCAAGAUUUUGAUGACCGCAGUGAUGGGCCUAGAUGUCAUCGGGAUAAAAAAGGCACCUCACAUUCAUCAUCAAGACAUAAAAGAGAUGGAGAAUAUUAUAGGAAAGAGGCUAAGUCAAAGUCAGAGUCAAAGCCUCAUGAAAUGACUGGGAAACUUAAGAGAAAGGAAGAGAGUAAAGUACGAGAUUCCAGGGGAAGUCAUGAAGAGGUUACAAACAAGAGAAACAGUUCACAACCCAAGCCAUGUAAAGUGGAUGAUAGCCGAGAAUUGAAUGCGGACAAGAAAAAACACGAUGAUAAAGAUGUCUGUAAUAAAGACAAUGAACAGAGUGAAAAGAAAGAUGAAUCCAUGGACCAUAACUCUUUAUCACCAAUCUAUGUAAACAAAUUACAGGAACAAGGGAAAGAGACUGGUACUAAACAUAAAGACAAUGAGUGGGAAAGUGGAAGCGAGUUAGAAGGUGAGACAUGGUAUCCAACAAACAUGGAAGAGCUGGUGACUGUGGAUGAAGUAGGGGAGGAAGAUUUCAUUAUAGAGCCAGACAUUACUGAACUAGAGGAAAUUAUUCCAGUUAAUUCAAUAGACGAUGAUAAUAGCAAUCAGGUACCACAGCAUACAGUAAAUACUGUAGAAUUACGGUGUAGUCAGUUAAGCAGGAGUGAAUGUUCAGUUACUCAUGAGGCUUCUAUUGCAAUGAGUAGCAUGUCAGUAAGAGAAAGCACAAGUCCAAAUAGCAGCUGUUGUGACCUGGUAAAGGAUAUCUCAGAAUUAAACCAUAAUACUGAGCAGAAGGGUGAUGAACUGGAAGCAAGUAUAAGCCCGUGCUGUUCCCAUGAGGAUAUAUCGGUGCCGAAGAGUUAUGAGGGUUCAAAAGAAAGCAAUGAAGGAAAACAAUAUUGCAGCAAAGGAAAUGUUGGUGAAGAUUUAGAUGCACCAGACACGUGCAAAAGAUUGAGCUCUCAAGCAGACGAUGAUGUAACAGACUCGCACAUUCAAGAGGAAAGCCAUGAUACGAAGCAUCAAGAUCUAUCAAGCUCUGGUCAUUCUGUAUCAUCAAAAACAUCAUCUUCAGAAGUCUCUGAAUUAGAAUUGAAAGAAAUGCAUUCUUCUCCAUCAUGGGAACAAGAGGAUGUGUUUGCUGAACUUAACAUCCCUCUAGGUGUUGAAUUUGUAGUGCCAAGAACCGGCUUUUUCUGCAAACUUUGUGGCCUCUUCUACACCAGCGAAGAGACAGCAAAAACAUCUCAUUGUCGAAGCCGUGUUCACUACAAAAAUUUACAGAGUUAUUUGUCAAAGUUGGCUGAAGGAAGUUCUGAAAAAAUUGAGGCUGUUAGUGUUGUACAUCAAGAAGAUGGGAUUGUUCCUCACUUUGAGGAAAACCAGGCCUUGAGUUAAACUCUCCAAAAUGUGGUGGAAAAAAAAGAUUUGAUUGAAAAGUCACAUCCAGAGAUAAGGAGUAAAAUAGAUGAAAUAUAAACAAAGAAGACAACAAAUAAAGAAGGACAUUCAUAUCCUCCUACAGCUACUGUGUUGUGGCAUCAGAAAAGAUGUGAAAAGGUCAAAGCAAGAACAAUGUAACCAGGAGUUGCUAUUUCACAUUUUCCUUAAAAAAAGCACCAGUCCAGUUUAGUCGGUCCAAGGCCUGUCUCUCUCUCUCUCUCUCAUAACC
Bombina bombina (fire-bellied toad) is the source of this 3726-nucleotide messenger RNA. It is a transcript of the gene RBM20, whose product is annotated as RNA binding motif protein 20. Gene Ontology annotation, biological process: regulation of RNA splicing. The record is from RefSeq and is a predicted model, not a curated record. Lineage: Eukaryota; Metazoa; Chordata; Amphibia; Anura; Bombinatoridae. Bases 483 to 3452 code for a protein of 989 amino acids. Gene Ontology annotation, cellular component: nucleus. The transcript is spliced from 14 exons. Gene Ontology annotation, molecular function: mRNA binding; zinc ion binding.